Messenger RNA from Quercus lobata, 540 nucleotides. RefSeq names its product pectin acetylesterase 8-like. NCBI's taxonomy places the organism in Eukaryota, Viridiplantae, Streptophyta, Magnoliopsida, Fagales, Fagaceae. Gene Ontology annotation, biological process: cell wall organization. The record is from RefSeq and is a predicted model, not a curated record. Gene Ontology annotation, molecular function: pectin acetylesterase activity. The coding region runs from base 1 to 540 and encodes 179 amino acids. The transcript has 4 exons. Gene Ontology annotation, cellular component: plant-type cell wall.
AUGGCAGACAUAUCUAUAAAUGAAAUUAUUAUUUUUAGUAUCUACUUUCAUUUCAAAAUUAAUCCCUUUCAUUCCUCUAAGAGCUGUACUAUACUCAUUGUUUUCUUUCAGAUUAAAAACAUUUUGGUACCAACUAUAGUUGAUCCUCAUGGCACCUGGCAUAAUUGCAGACGUAAUAUAAAGAAGUGCUCGGACGAUCAAAUUCAAACCAUGCAAGGUUUUAGGCUUGACUUCUUAAAAGCAUUGGAAAACACUGGCAACUCUUCAUCUAAGGGACUAUUUAUCGACUCUUGCUAUGACCACUGCCAAACCGAAUUGCAGGAGACAUGGUUAUUUGAUGAUUCUCCAUUGCUGGCUAAAACAACAAUUGCAAAGGCUGUUGGAGACUGGUAUUAUGACCGAAGGCCCUUCCAAAAGAUAGAUUGCCCUUAUCCUUGCAACCCCACUUGCCACAACCUUGUUACCGUUUUACAAAAGAACACCCAGAACUAUAGAUUAAUGUCAAAAUUUAUCAUUUAUAUGAAUGAUAGUUAUAGGUAA